UCCCUUAUCUUUUUAUCUUUCCAGGAAAAUGAAAUCCAGAGACUCUGAGAAUUGAGAAAUGCGAAUUGGAACUUUGAAACCCCAACCAGUUCAGGGUUAAACUCGUAGCCAAACAUGUCGUGCAUCUACAGCAGCUCAAUCUCUUCCUUCUCUGCUCUCUCCACUUCCCUCAGAUCGAGGUCUCCUUCUCCUUCAAAUUCAAAGCCCAGGAUUUACUGUGCCCUUGGAGGGACUGUGGCAGAACCAAUAAUUAUUAAUGCUACUGAACCCCUCUUGCUUACUGCUGUUCGAGGUGAAGAUGUUGAAAGACCCCCAGUUUGGCUUAUGAGGCAAGCAGGGAGGUACAUGAAGAGUUACCAAAUCAUAUGUGAGAAGUAUCCUUCAUUUCGUGAAAGAUCAGAAAAUGUUGAUCUUGUUGUGGAAAUUUCUCUGCAGCCAUGGAAAGUUUUUAAACCUGAUGGGGUUAUUUUAUUCUCAGACAUCCUUACCCCUCUUUCGGGGAUGAACAUACCUUUUGACAUCAUAAAAGGUAAAGGUCCUGUCAUAUUCAAUCCUUUGCGCACAGCUGAUGAUGUUGAACAAGUAAGAGAAUUUGUUCCUGAGGAUUCAGUUCCAUAUGUUGGGGAAGCAUUGACAAUCUUGAGAAAAGAGGUGGAUAAUGCAGCAGCAGUGCUGGGUUUUGUUGGGGCCCCCUUUACUCUGGCAUCAUAUGUGGUUGAAGGUGGUUCAUCAAAGCAUUUCUCCAAAAUAAAGAGACUAGCUUUCUCUCAACCCAAGGUUCUCCAUGCACUCCUUCAGAAAUUCACAACCUCCAUGGCAAAGUACAUCCAGUACCAAGCUGACAAUGGAGCUCAAGCUGUUCAGAUCUUCGAUUCAUGGGCAACGGAACUUAGCCCAGUAGACUUUGAGGAGUUCAGCCUGCCUUACUUAAAGCAGAUUGUGGAUUCUGUGAAACAAACCCAUCCAAAUCUCCCUCUAAUUCUCUACGCAAGCGGGUCUGGGGGUUUGCUCGAGAGGCUACCUUUGACGGGUGUUGAUGUAGUGAGCUUGGAUUGGACAGUUGACAUGGCUGAAGGCCGGCGGAGACUGGGAACCGAUGUGGCCGUUCAGGGCAAUAUAGAUCCGGGCGUUCUAUUUGGUUCAAAAGAGUUCAUCACCAACCGGAUAAACGACACAGUGAGGAAAGCUGGUAAAGGGAAACACAUUUUGAAUCUUGGCCAUGGAAUUGUGGUAGGUACACCAGAAGAGAAUGUUGCUCAUUUCUUUGAAGUAGCUAGAGGAAUCAGAUACUAAGACCCAGAUCCAGGUUUUUUUCCUUUGAUGCUGAAUUGAAUUUCAUGUACUAUUGGUUUUGUUUAACCUCUUGUUUCAAUUGUUGUACUACUUUAGAGGGCUGCUUCAAAGUAGAGAAAGAAUACUAAAUGCGAUUCUGUAGACAGGUCUAUCUUCUUACCCUUAUUUUAUUUUAUCUUCUUUUCUGUCC
Messenger RNA from Vitis riparia (riverbank grape), 1483 nucleotides. Its product is annotated as uroporphyrinogen decarboxylase. The transcript has 6 exons. The record is from RefSeq and is a predicted model, not a curated record. Gene Ontology annotation, molecular function: uroporphyrinogen decarboxylase activity. Gene Ontology annotation, biological process: porphyrin-containing compound biosynthetic process. NCBI's taxonomy places the organism in Eukaryota, Viridiplantae, Streptophyta, Magnoliopsida, Vitales, Vitaceae. The coding region runs from base 115 to 1293 and encodes 392 amino acids.